Molecule: messenger RNA, 1725 nt
Organism: Plasmodium vinckei vinckei
Lineage: Eukaryota; Apicomplexa; Aconoidasida; Haemosporida; Plasmodiidae
Product: conserved Plasmodium protein, unknown function
Exons: 2
Coding region: 1-1725 (574 amino acids)
Source: RefSeq, a predicted model, not a curated record
AUGAAAAAACUUUUGAAAAAUGCUAUCAUAGACAUUAAGAAAGUAAAAUAUAAUGGUGAUAAGAAAUUGUCAAAUUCAAUUCAGGAAAACAUAAAACCGCUAAUUAUAAAAAAUGUACAUAAAUUUGAAAAUGAAGAUAUUCUUAAAAUUAUAGAAAAAUACAACCAAAAUAACUGUAAAGAUGAUCAAAUAUUAAAAUGUAGUUAUGACGUUUUUAAAAGCAAUGUGCACAGGUACUCAUUUGAUCAAAUUAAUAGAAUCCUUAGGCAAUACAAUAAAUCUCAAAUUAAUGAUAAUAAUUUUAAUACAUCAAUUUUUAAUUACAUAGUUAAAAGGUUAAAUGCAAUUCCUCUAUCCAUAACUGUGAAUGUGUUCAACAACUUAAUCCGAUGCCAGUUAAGAGACUACAAAAACAUUGAUAUAAUUAAAGAUUAUUUUGUGAAAAAUAUAGACAAUUAUAACACCUUAGAUUUAACAAUUAUUUUAAGUUCCUUUACUAUUCUACAAGAAGAACUUAUAAUGAAAUCAACAAACAUAUUUGUUGAUGAAAAAAGAGAUGAUACAAAUUUAAAAAAUCCGAUUUUCAAAUCAGGAAAUUAUAAUGAAAUAAUAUUAUUAAUAUUAAAUAAAAUAAAAAAUGAUGAAAAUAUUCAUAGCAAUUUAAGUGUAAUAAAUUCCAUCUUGAUUUUAAAUAUGAUAAGUAAAUUAAAUAUUAAUGAUUAUGAACUUUUCAAAAUGUUCACAAAAAAAUAUUAUAAAAAGUUAAAGGAACAAGACGUGGAACCUCAUCAUUUAACUUUAUUAUUAAACACAUUUGCAAAGUGUAAUAUAAAUAUUAAUAUUUUGAAAUAUAUUAUUAAAUAUAUGAACAAUGAUAAUUUUGUUAAUCAGUUAUCGUACGUAAAUAUUGCAAACGCUGUUCAUUAUAUGGCAAAAUUUAAUUAUAAUAAAAACACAGAUUUUUUAAAUCGUUUAAAAAAUAAAAUCAUUCAAAUAAUUGAUACAAUCCCUCAAAGGGAAUUCAGUAAUAUUAUGUGGUCUUUAUCGAAACUAAAAGUUAAAGACGAUCAUUUUUAUUUUUGUGCACUUGAAAAAACGAAAAAAAUUAUACAUUUAAUGGAUAUGAUGUCAAUAGCUCAAGUAUUAGAUGCACUAAGACGAAGAAAACAUUUUUCAAAUGAUUCUGCUCCUCUUCAAAAUGACAUGCCCAAACAUAGCAAUGAUAAUAACAAUGAUAACACAAUUAAAAAUUAUUCAAAUGUACAUAAAAAUUCUACAAAAUUGGAAAACAAUUUACAAAAUCAAGACCUUAAUCAUGUAAGGGAAAAUGAAAAAAAAGAAAAUCCACCUAAUGAAACAGAACAAAUGAAAAAUGAGUCAACUAAAGGAAGUUCUUAUGACUCAUAUAAUAUAUCUGAGGAGCUUGAAAAGGAAGUCAUUGAUUUGCUAAUAAAAAAAUACUUAGAAAAUAUUGAAAGGUGUUCAUUACAUGUAUUAACACAAGUUCCCUUUUGUUCUUUACAACUUAACUGCACAAAUUAUGAUGUUUAUCAUAAGUCACUAGACGUAUUGAAAAAGAACAGAGAAAAAAUGACUACUAUAAAUUUGAUAUAUGCAAGAUAUUUUAUUAGAAUUCUUAUAGAGAAACAAGAAAACAAUUUUCAAAAACUGCCUAAGUCACUUAAGCAGUUUGCAAAGGAAAUUAUGAAUUCUGAUAAUAAUUAA